AUGCCGCCACCAAGGAUAUCACCGAGUCUACUAUCUCAAUUCAAGCAAUUGACCCUCUCCGCAACCCGUCCCACACUCCUCCAAAAGCCCAGUCUCCCAAAAUGCCAAUUCGCCAUACCCCCCGCACCCAGCAGUCUGCGCCUCUUCUCCUCAACCCCGUCACACGCCUCGUACCUCGCCCCGAAAGCCGGUGAAUCACGUAAAUCACGCAAGGGCCGCUGCCACGUACCCACUGGCGGCAGCAUGCGCGGCACCACAGUCGUCUGGGGCGACUACGGACUACGCAUGCGCGACCACGACCGGCGCAUUUCCGCACACCAGCUCCGCAUUGCCGAGGAGACCAUCAAGAAGCGCCUCCGCGGCAUGAAGUUCCGUCUGUACAUGCGUGUCGCGGCAAACAUUGGCGUGUACACGUCUGGCAACGAUGUGCGUAUGGGUAAAGGUAAAGGAAGUUUUGAUCGCUGGACCGCGAGGGUCGCGGUUAGCAAGAUUAUCUUUGAAAUAAAGGGCGAUUUGCAUGAGCAGGUUGUCAAGGAUGCGUUUAGGCUGGCGGGCAAUAAGUUGCCCGGCUUGUAUGAGUUUGUGAAGAAGGGGGAUCCGCCUGUUAUGGGGUUGACGAAGGUUGGGCUUAAUGGCGUUACGGAGGCCGAUCUUAAGAGGCCGAGGAGGAAGGAGCCGCUGGAGCAGCAGGCGGCGAGGUUGCAGGAAGCGAGUGAGGUGGGAGUAAGUACCACGCCACGGGCGGCGCUGUAG
Molecule: messenger RNA, 753 nt
Organism: Bipolaris victoriae FI3
Lineage: Eukaryota; Fungi; Ascomycota; Dothideomycetes; Pleosporales; Pleosporaceae
Exons: 2
Coding region: 1-753 (250 amino acids)
Biological process (GO): mitochondrial translation
Cellular component (GO): ribosome; mitochondrial large ribosomal subunit
Molecular function (GO): structural constituent of ribosome; rRNA binding
Source: RefSeq, a predicted model, not a curated record